This is a messenger RNA of Aspergillus calidoustus, 1047 nucleotides long. NCBI's taxonomy places the organism in Eukaryota, Fungi, Ascomycota, Eurotiomycetes, Eurotiales, Aspergillaceae. The record is from the annotation of a GenBank genome assembly.
AUGUCAUCAACCUUUAUCCCCCCAAUCCCACCCUGCAUGCACGACUCGACCCGCACGCGCGUCAACAAAAUGAGAAAAUAUACCGUCAAGCUAGUAGGACUCUGGGAGCUCGGCCGGCGAAAGGUCAGGAAGCUCUUUGGCUCCCACCGUUGGUUCAACGGCGGUCGCCGCGAGAGUCCAUGUCUUCGUAUCCCAGAUGGCUCCGCUGAGUCGAUCGUCGCCGUCACCAGGAGAGGUAGUUUUUCCUCUGUCGGUACCGGUUCCAAGAUAAAGUUAUGUGUCGUGAACCCGGAUCUACCACCGGAGUCGGAAGGUUCUCUCCCUCCUGCUCCUUCCUCUGUUGGUUCGGGAUCGCGUCGUUUGCAUGAAGGUACUAGGAGGGCAUCUCAGGAGGGUGAGUCUAGCAUGAGGUCCACCGUCCCCAGGAAACCCGUCCCCAUCCAGCAGAUCCGCCCAGGUACUGCUAACUCGCUCAAGUCUGAGGACGGGCAUAGUCUCAGGCGCAAGCCCGCGUCCUCUGACCUUCGUCACAGUGAUCUGCAGACUGUCCAAGCUCGUGUCCAGAGAGUGCCAGAGAGGCCCUCUACGCAUUUGGCGUCGGCGCUGGCGUCGGGUUCUUCCCAUGCGCCGGCGGAGUUUGAAGCGUCAAGUUUUUCUGCGAGGGUAGGUAGCAGACCCGGCACUGAAAAUCCCAGGAACCUCUCCGCCGAGUUCUGGGACAGACGAGCCGGGCCCAGAAUACCAUCAUCGCCUCUGGCGCCGCUGGCUGAUUCAGUCAAAGGCGCGGUGCCAGAAGGAAGACAGAUGGUGUCCCGCUCGCGGGCACAAUCGCAGGCUAGUCCUAGCCGUGGGCCCUAUAUGCCCGCGGCAUCAACAUCUGCAAGGUCCUAUAAGAGUUCCAAUUCUAGUACUGAUAGCUUGUAUAACGAAACGCAGGCGCAGGCGGAGUGGGAGCUCAUUGAAAUGGGGGCGCAUGAGGUGCUGACGAGCUUGCCUGUGCAGCGGCUGUAGUCGUGCCUUUGUUUUUUUUUGUUUUUUUUUUCCAAU